This is a messenger RNA of Rhizophagus irregularis DAOM 181602=DAOM 197198, 978 nucleotides long. RefSeq lists its product as uncharacterized. The record is from RefSeq and is a predicted model, not a curated record. NCBI's taxonomy places the organism in Eukaryota, Fungi, Glomeromycota, Glomeromycetes, Glomerales, Glomeraceae.
AUGUCCAAUGUGCAUACAUUGAAUGAUAUAAAAGAUAGAGAGGGUGGUUCUUAUAAAAAACCUGGUCAUAGGCUGGGUAGUGCAUAUGAGCAAGAGCUCGAAAAAAAAUUAAGAUCCAUUACCGAAUUUAACUCUGAGAUUAAUGAUCUCAGCGAAAAGCUGGUAAAUAAGUACAAUGAGCGAGAAAAGGAGUUUGAAAAUAAAGCUAGCCAGUUAAUUGCAUCUACUACUAAAGUUAGAUCCCAACUUAUUUCUGAACGAAAGUCUCAUCUCGAGAGUCAACAUGAGCUUGAAGCCAAAUAUACUGCCGAAAUCAAAUCGCUCAAAUCUAAUAUUAAAACACUAAAGAGAGAAGCAACUUUGACCCAGAAAGCUUCGUCCGCUGAUAAGGUCCAGAUUCUUUCUCUUGAAACUAAAGUACGUGAAUUGGAAGGUAAGUUGGAUGACUUGGAGCUAGAUCAGGUGCUCCACGAUUCAAAUGUAGUAGGAGGACUAAUAGAUGAGCCGGCCCAAAUAAACUCAUCUGAUCCUAAAGAGAUCGAUUCUCUUAGGCUUGAAUUGGAGCAAGUGAGGGGUGAUUUAUCCUCAAAAAAAUACGAAAUAGAAUGUAUGGAAAAGGGAAUAGAGUCCUCAAAAAACAUAUACAAUCAGAUGAUAGAUUCUUUAUUUUUAACGCGGUCAAAUUUAAUAGAGGCAAAUAGGUCCCUUAGGGAGCAGUUAGCGUUAAAGAAAAAUAAUGAAGUAGAUCGUCCACCCCCGCCUAUAAACAAUUUAUCUCAACUUGGUUCUGAAGAGACUCUUCCCAAUCUUGGCCCGACAAUUUCUGUAGGUGGCGCAGAAGCAGUAUCAUUGUCCCAAGAAAUGCCUCUAGCGGGUCCCUCUAAAACCGCACCAGUCGUUAAAAGUUCCUUAAUGCCAUAUGCCAUACUUGUUUUACUACUGAUUGUAGUUAUAUGGUUCGUGGUCAGGAAAUGGUAG